Molecule: messenger RNA, 1713 nt
Organism: Linum trigynum
Lineage: Eukaryota; Viridiplantae; Streptophyta; Magnoliopsida; Malpighiales; Linaceae
Source: the annotation of a GenBank genome assembly
AUGAGUGAACUUCCACAGUACCCUCCAAUCGACCCAACCACAUUUGACCUAAUCGUCAUUGGCACGGGUUUGCCUGAGUCAGUGAUUGCAGCUGCAGCUUCCACUUCCGGGAAAACAGUCCUUCAUCUUGAUCCAAACCCUUUCUAUGGCUCUCAUUUUGCAUCUCUCUCCAUUCCAGAAUUCAAUUCUUUCUUGAAUUCGAAUUCUGCUCCUCCUGCCUCACAGCCGUGUCCGGAGACUGCUUGUCCAUCUGAUGACCCCAAUUUGUCCAUUAUCAAUCUCAAUUGCCGAUCUCUUUACUCGGACCUUGAAAUCUCCUCAUUCUCUCCCACGCUAUUGGAAGAAUGCUCUAGAAAGUUCCUUCUGGACUUAGCUGGUCCCAGGGUCUUGUUUUGUGCUGACAAGGCCAUUGAUCUUAUGCUGAAGUCUGAGGCAAGCCAGUAUGUGGAAUUUAAAAGCAUUGAUGCAAGCUUCAUCGGUGAUGGGGAUGGGGCAUUGUUGGCGGUCCCUGAUUCUCGGGCUGCAAUUUUCAAGGAUAAGAGUUUGAGCUUGAUUCAGAAGAAUCAGUUGAUGAGGUUCCUUAAACUGGUAGAAGGGCACUUAAGAGCUACAGCAGCAUCGGUUGGUACAGAUGUCAACCAAAGUGAAAAAGGUGAAGAACGGGAGACUGCAAGCAGGAUUUCAGUGGAAGAUUUGGAGAGUCCUUUUGUUGACUUCUUGACAAAAAUGAAGCUGCCCGCAAAGAUUAAAUCAAUCGUUCUAUAUGCUAUAGCUAUGGCAGACCGCGAUCAGGAGAACAAGGAGAUUUCUAAACAAGUACUUAAAACAAAAGAUGGAGUUGAUCGUUUAGCUCGCUAUCAGUCGUCAAUUGGCAGGUUUGCAAAUGCAUCUGGGCCUUUUAUUUAUCCUAUAUACGGUCAAGGCGAACUACCACAAGCAUUUUGUCGUCGAGCAGCCGUGAAAGGUUGUAUCUAUGUGCUUCGGAUGGGAGUGGUUGGUUUACUUGUGGAGAAGAGUAGUGGCAAUUACAAGGGUGUAAAGCUAGCCUCUGGUCAGGAGCUGUUUAGCAAUAAGCUUCUUCUGGAUCCAGCAUUUACUAAAUCAUCACCAACUUCAUCCCCAGAUGAUUCUCUCUGUUCAAGAUUUGACUUUCUAACCACCCAAAAUGUCAAAAGCAAAGUGGUUAAAGGAAUUUGCAUUACAAAAAGUUCUUUGAAGCCGGAUGUACCAAAUCUUUUGGUUUUAUAUCCCCCUCAAUCAUUGUACCCGGAGCAGUCAACAACAGUUCGAGUUCUUCAGAUUGGUGGCAAUUCAGCUAUAUGUCCCAUGGGAAUGUUUGUGAUCUACCUUUCGGCUUCGUGCGAGGAUGUUGCUGAAGGGAAGAAGUUGCUAAAUAGAGUCAUGAGUGCCUUGUUAUCUUUCCCUGACUGUUCUGAGUCUAGUUCCAUAGCUUCUGAUGAAAAUGUAAGCCAUCCAGUUGGUGCCGAGGAAGGCAAACCGACAUUGCUUUGGAGUGCAUUGUACGCCCAGGAGCUGCAAACUACAGGACAAUCUGAUUGCAUCACUUCCAGUCCCACCCCCGAUGGAGAUCUGGACUACAAUUCAGUUUUCCAUGCUACCUUAGAGCUGUUUCAAACAAUGUACCCAGACACCGAUCUGUUUCCAGCUACGAACCCAUCUGACGAGCAUAGUGGAGAAAAUGCAGAGAGUUAA